AUCUACUUCUUCUUUCCUUCAACAACCUCAAAGCCUGGACAUCAUCGUCUUCCAUCAAAUCUCAACUCAACUCUCGAAUUGAGGACAAGAUGUCGGAGACCGAUGAUAACGGUAAGCAGCCAGCCGGCAUGGACGAUUCCGUUUCCGCUUCUGCCGAUUUCAAUGUCGCGGAGUUCAAGGCCAACCUGAACGCUUGCUUGAAGUCAAUCAAGAGCUCAGGUACGUUCGUAACCUUCAGACCUAUGAAGAUGGCGCCGGACCCAGGUAUCUACUUGAUGAAUGAUGCGAUGCCAAUCUCGCUUCCUCUGACAGACGAGGACGCAAAGAAAAUCAAGAUUGCAAGUCAGGCUUCACAACCCCCGAAAGGCGAGAAAAUUUCUCCCAAUCCACAAGUCUGGGAGAUCUUCGCAAAUGAUCUCGAAAUCAGGAAUGUUGAUUGGGAGCAACGUCUGAGGAAUAUUGUCUUUGCUGUCUGUUCUGGUUUUGGUCUUUACAUGACUGGCGAUGAUCGAUUGUGCCCUACGAUGAUUGAGACGCGACCUAGUGACCUUUCUGCUAAACUUUCAAAGUUGGUGCUGUGUGAGGAGGGCGGCGCUCUGCAUGAGUCCCUUGGCUGCUCUGCGAAUAUUCCUGGCACUUUUGCGACUAUCUGCAUUACGCUCCCAAGCCAACAUUCUGGCGGUGAAGUCACAGUCACUCAGGGAAGGGAAAAGAAGAGUUUUGACUUCUCUCAGUAUUCAAAAUCUGAAGAAUCUUGGAUUGCCUGGUUUGUGGAUGUGAAAUAUGAAACGGAUCCAAUCUUGACAGGUCGUCGAAUAUUCCUACAGUACAAACUUGUUCAUACUACGAACAACUCUACCAUACUAGAAGAGAAAGCCAAAAGUAAUGCCCAAAAUUCUCAAAUCCACGAUCUGUUUUCAAGCUGGAAAGAUACUUUCCACAUUGAACACCAUCCGAAGAUACUGGGUUAUGUAUUUGAACACCGCUAUCUCCGUUUCUGGGGCUGUUACACUCUGGAAGGGCAAGACUACCAUAUUGUUUCCCAUCUUCGAGAUAGCUGCGAAGAAUACGGACUAUCCCUCUACAUCGCUGAACUUGAGAUCAAAGUCUCUGGGGUUUGUGAUGACAAUGAUGGGCCUGCUACACUUGAAAAUGGCGAGGAGGCUGAGACAGAGCACGUCGGGUUCCACACCUUCGCGGAGCAACUUGAUCGACACACCGUUCUGAGAAGAAUAUAUGACCCCAAUGGAAAUGAAAUCGACCGAUGUUUAGAUUUCAAUGAGGAGUGCCUUAUGCAGGAAUAUUCAUUUGUGGACGUUCGUCCUGAUGAGGAAUAUGUGGAUCUUGACGAGGAGGGAGACCCAAUUUUCGAUGACAGCGGGGCUAUCCUCCUGCACCACAUCUACCGUAGAACAAUUGCUCUCAUAAUGCCUAAAUCCCACCAAGUUGAGUUUCGCAUAAAUCCGUACCUCGACUCCGCAAGCCAAUCUUACCAACAAGCCGAAAGAGGGACUCGAAGACCAAAAGAGGUUGAUUCAUUGAUUGAAGAACUGUACGGUGAUUUGGCUCAGAGCCCAGGUGAUCCCGGUAUCCUGCACGGCCUCGAACAAAUCUGUAAAUUGGUCAUCCGACGAUCGCAUGAUCUCAAGAUCUCCGAAACACCCCAUCUCCGGACUGAGUGGCAUACAAAAGACACGCCAUUCUUCCCAGAAAAGACGAGAAAUAGAAUAUUGUCGACUUGUGUUGAUAUUGGUAAUAAGGAAUUGUUCCUGGAAGCAUACGAUCUAAGCCCCAAGAGGCUACCACUUUCCGCCUUUCGUGACAUCGGCGUGGCGAUCGCGCGCUUCGAUAUAAAUUCGAUACUGCCAGAGUUGACUGCUCGGCUAUCCCCGGAUCUUGAGCUUUAUGAACAGUUCAAAAUCCUCCAGGCGAUCUGGGAUGGUCUGACCAGAGAAGCUUCGCGAAUGGAGAAGCGACCGGAUGAUUUCUGCAGAAGCUGGAUUAGGGACGCAAUAUUUCAAGCAGUCAGUCAUGAUAGCCAAUAUAUCGGAACAGCAAAGCAUGGAUACGCGUUGGCCUGCUGCUGUAGGAAAUUGGCAAGCUUUGCCCCUGAUGACAUAAUUACUAGGCUACUCCCCGUUGUUAAGAAGCAAAUCGAGGAACACGAUAAUGCUACCAAUACCGCCAUGGCAUUUCUAGCAUCAAUUUUCGACACCGGAGCUAUCGGAACACUAUCCACGGAUCUUGUGAACGAUGUCUACGCUGAAGUGAUGCCUGUAUUGGCGGACCGAUUUAGCAUUGGAAACCACGGCUUUUACAAGUAUGAUCGACCAGAGGCCCAGCAGAUCGACGACUUCCUGGAGAUGUUUGACCGCAGCUACCAGCUCGGGCUUUCCGAUGAACUUUGCAUAAUUGUCUCAAAGCUAACCUCCAAGUCCAUGGACAAGGGCAGUAUUGACAUCGAGCGAUUUGACACCUAUCUUCUUCCUUUGCUCAAGCGUCUCACCGCUUGGCUAUCAAAGCAGAUGGUCCUUGUUCAAGACUCGCUGGUCGAAGAUCUUUUCCAGGGUCUGUUACCAGUAUACAUCCAAAGAUUUGUCAAAGAGGAACCGCAGCCUCCUACAGAUUGGGCUCGUCCAAAGUCACUGACAAGCUGCAUUUGCUACGAUCAUGCCGCCUUCAACAAGUUUCUUCUGGACCCGGCUCGAGAAGUCGGCAGGUUUGUAAUGAGCAAAUGGCGGCAAAACCAUAUUCAGGCAGUGGUCGACAAGACCAAUUUCUAUACAGACGUUGACCGCAGUGGGAAUAAGCGCGCUCUCAUUGUCGUAAAGAACCAUCAGGAUCAUUUCAUUGCUGACCAUGAGGCAUGGCAGAAACGCAAAGCUACAGCAAUAGCGAACAUCAAGGGUCUUGGCUCAGAAGCGGAGUUAAGGGCUUUGCUUGGGGAUCUUUAUGAGUCGAUCAUAGAAGCAUCGACUGUUGACAAGAGCGCUGCAGUGAGCAUCGUAAAAGUGAGUCGUUCUCAAACAAACAAGGAGGUUCGAGGUCUUGAGAAGGUCGCCAAGCGAAGAGGAAAGAAGAGAAAGAUCAUCGACUCUAAUGAUGAGAAUACUUGGUGAUUGGCUCUUGUGUGUAUUCCAUCGCGCUUUUAUUAAGGCAAUGGCCAUGCUGGAGCUGUGGACUCAUCUCAACUUUUGGCGUCUGUCUUCUAAUGUGCUGCACACACAGGUUAAUGAGUAGGACAGCGGAGCACAUUUUCCGUGCGAAUGAUUGAUGGGGAGAAAAGAGGAGAAUUUGCUACCAAGAAUGACUUGCGCUUCAUCACAUUAGCUAGGUUCCCAUCCAUGAACUAUUUUCUAUUUC
Molecule: messenger RNA, 3363 nt
Organism: Cadophora gregata
Lineage: Eukaryota; Fungi; Ascomycota; Leotiomycetes; Helotiales; Ploettnerulaceae
Exons: 6
Coding region: 90-3119 (1009 amino acids)
Source: RefSeq, a predicted model, not a curated record